AUGGAGGAGGAGAUGCAGCCGGCGGAGGAGGGGCCCAGCACCCCCAAAAUCUACAAGCAGCGGGGCCCCUACAGCGUCCUGAAGACCUUCCCCGGGAAGCGGGCGGCGCUGGCCAAGCGCUACGAGAGACCCACCAUGGUGGAGGUGCCCCGCGGGCGCGGAGCGGGGCAGCCCUUCCCGCACGCCGCCGCCGAGCCGCUGCCCUACGCGCCGCACGGCCCCUUCCCCAACGGGCCCGCCCGCCCCGCCGCCGCCCCCGGCGCUGCCCAGGGCCACCCCCGCCCGCCGCCGCCGCCGCCGGCCCCGAGCUCCUCGGGCCGCUACGGCCCCUGCCCGGCGGCGGCGGGGGGCGGCGGCGCGGAGCUGAGCGCAGAGAGUCGAAUGAUUCUGGAUGCCUUUGCCCAACAAUGCAGCCGGGUUCUAAGUCUCUUAAAUUGUGGUGGAAAACUGCUGGACAACAAUCACUCUCAGUCCAUGAUUUCUUGUAUAAAGCAGGAAAAUCCAAAUUAUAGUGAAAGACAAGAGCAAUGUCAGCUUGGGAAAAUGGUCCAUAGUCAGACAUCAGACAUUUUAGACAUAGAGAUGCAGUAUAUGCAAAAGAAACAACAAACCUCAGCCUUUCUGAGAGUUUUUACCGAUUCCCUUCAGAACUAUUUGCUUUCUGGGAGCUUCCCUUCUCAGAACACCUCAUCAGUAAAUGAUUUUAGCCAUUUGGCAGAUGUGGAUCCACUUUCAACCUCUCCAGUGCACACUUUAGGUGGAUGGACAUCUCCAGCAACAUCUGAAUCUCAUGGUCACCCAUCAUCUUCUACACUUCCAGAGGAGGAAGAGGAGGAAGAGGAAGAAGGUUACUGCCCUCGGUGUCAAGAGCUAGAGCAGGAGGUAAUUUCAUUGCAACAAGAAAACGAGGAACUUCGUAGAAAAUUGGAGAGCAUUCCAGUGCCCUGCCAGACUGUUUUAGAUUAUUUGAAGACUGUACUUCAGCAUCACAACCAGCUUAUGGUACCACAGCCAACAGACCAUCCGACUGAGGGGAGCAAGCAGUUGCUGAACAACUACCCUGUCUACAUCACUAGUAAACAGUGGGAUGAGGCUGUAAAUUCUUCCAAGAAAGAUGGACGACGGCUCCUUCGCUAUCUCAUCAGAUUUGUUUUCACAACCGAUGAGCUUAAGUACUCAUGCGGCCUUGGAAAAAGGAAAAGGUCAGUGCAGUCAGGAGAGACAGGUCCUGAAAGACGUCCUCUGGAUCCAGUAAAAGUAACAUGUCUCAGAGAGUUCAUUAGGAUGCAUUGUACUUCCAACCCAGACUGGUGGAUGCCAUCCGAAGAGCAAAUAAACAAGGUAUUCAGCGAUGCAGUAGGACACGCUCGUCAAGGGCGUGCGGUGGGGACUUUCCUUCACAAUGGGAACUCGUAUUACGAAGGGACUGACCAUCCAGGAUCACAGGAUGAAGUCUUCAAUAGAGGUAUGCAAGAUGGAUCUGGAGAUUGA
Messenger RNA from Gavia stellata (red-throated loon), 1491 nucleotides. It is a transcript of the gene BEND4, whose product is annotated as BEN domain containing 4. The coding region runs from base 1 to 1491 and encodes 496 amino acids. The transcript is spliced from 5 exons. Lineage: Eukaryota; Metazoa; Chordata; Aves; Gaviiformes; Gaviidae. The record is from RefSeq and is a predicted model, not a curated record. Gene Ontology annotation, molecular function: DNA binding.